UCGUUCGGGUAAGCUAAUUCAGCAGCAGCUGCUCAAAUCCUACAAAUAUAAAUAACUACACAGUGGUGCGAAAGUCUGCAAAAUAUUCUAGUUUUGGCCUGAUUGUCAUCGCAAAACCGCACCCCCACACAUCACAGUUAAAUAGCAUCAUCUCGUGAUGGCGGAUCCUGAAAAAUGGGAACUUUUAGCACUGCAACAAGAGUUUGACUGGGUUCUACAGCACGAAGUUCCUUCCGCUAUUCGUCGACUUCGUGUGGUCAUUGAAGAAUGUGCUCGCCAUUUCCCCCAAUCCGUCGCCAAGAUCGUGACUCCACCCAAGCUGGAGAAAUUCGUCAUGGCCACAGCCUCCCAUAAUGCUCAGGAUUCGAUCAAAUGCAUCGUCACUGUGCUUGGGGACAAUAUCACACAUGCGGACAUAACCAUCAAGUUGCAUAAGAAUACGUCUCAGUACCACGGCCAGUUACAGACGGAAUGGAAAUUGCAACAGACGCAAGAUUCGGCCAACCAUUUACAGACUUGUUGCUACUUCCUGGAUAGUUUGGACGAUGGUCAGGUAAAAUCGGCCGAAGAAGCGAUGCAUGCCUUGAAUCAGGUUAUCGCAUACCUUCACAAAGGCCGGAAUUGUCUCAUCAUUCCGAAAAAGAGGACGAUAGAUGAUCUCGUGUCGAGUAGAAAUAUGAAAUCUCUCAUUCCCAACUUACCCUCCGACCUCACCAUCUCGUUCUACAUCCAGGCCCACAAACUCAUCUUUGCUGUCUACCUGCUAAGCCAACAACAAGGUCACGUUAAGUUUGAAACAUUCCAGGCCGACUGUUCUGUUCCCUGGUUGAACGAAGUGAUCGUCCUUUACUCAGAUGCACUCCAGCUUUGUCAACAACUGAAAGACAAGAUCAUGGUAUUUUCUCAGUACAAGGACGCCAAUCUCUUGGGAUCUCACUGCGCCUCGCCAGACUCAUGGGAGAUGGAGGGGAAAGGGAUAAUCGUGCCGGGCGAGGGAUCCGGCCGUCCUGGAAUGACGGGUGCUGGUGAUGGUCCACCCACUUAAGCAAGGAAGGAUAUGAAGCCCAACCAAAUUGACGCCAUGAUGGAAAUGAUGAACAUGUCGUCGUUCGUUCGUUCGUUCGUCUGUGUGCAAUAAUUACUAUGUAUGUAUCUCGUAGUCAUAUUUAUAACAUUACAAAACAACUCUUGUCUCGUUGAUUCCUUACACAUGCAUAAAAAGUAAAUAAAUAACAAUAAAUAUUUAA
Folsomia candida is the source of this 1247-nucleotide messenger RNA. RefSeq names its product protein rogdi (gene rogdi). The record is from RefSeq and is a predicted model, not a curated record. Gene Ontology annotation, cellular component: RAVE complex. Bases 158 to 1045 code for a protein of 295 amino acids. Lineage: Eukaryota; Metazoa; Arthropoda; Collembola; Entomobryomorpha; Isotomidae. The transcript has 8 exons.